This is a messenger RNA of Onychostoma macrolepis, 2778 nucleotides long. RefSeq names its product calcineurin-like EF-hand protein 1 (gene chp1). Gene Ontology annotation, molecular function: calcium ion binding. Bases 272 to 859 code for a protein of 195 amino acids. The record is from RefSeq and is a predicted model, not a curated record. Lineage: Eukaryota; Metazoa; Chordata; Actinopteri; Cypriniformes; Cyprinidae. The transcript has 7 exons.
CGUGUCCACGCGAAUCGGCAUUUGCAGACGUCAUGUAGAUCCACUCCGACCAACCUUUAGCUUAGCCUUUCAAACUCUUCCUUUUUUCAGCUAGAUUUGAUUUGGGUCGCUCCCGAACCGGUUGUAAUUAAGAAGCUGGAGGUUAAUAACGCGGGAUAGACGGUGGUGAAGGCUGACUGCUCAUCCGACAGCUUUAUAGAGCUCUGUGUUUAGAGAUCAGGAGUGAAUUUCACGUGUUAGCUCGAGCUGAUCUCCAGUAGAAACAGCAGUCAUGGGCUCCAGAGCUUCAUCUUUACUCAGAGAAGAGGACAUUGAAGAAAUCAAGAGAGAAACUGGAUUCUCCCACAGUCAGAUCACUCGCCUCUACAGCCGCUUUCACAGUCUCGAUAAAGGAGAAAAUGGAGCGCUCAGCCGAGAAGACUUCCAGAGGAUUCCCGAGUUGGCCAUAAAUCCUCUUGGCGAUCGGAUAAUUAAUGCCUUCUUCCCAGAGGGUGAGGAUCAGGUGAACUUUAGGGGCUUCAUGAGGACUCUGGCUCACUUUCGUCCUGUGGAGGAUAACGAGAAAAACAAAAACCUGACUUCUGGCGAGCCGCUCAACAGCAGGGCCAACAAACUCCUCUUCGCUUUUCGGUUAUACGACCUUGACAGAGACGACAAGAUCUCAAGAGAUGAACUGCUACAGGUUUUGAGAAUGAUGGUGGGCGUGAAUAUUUCUGAUGAACAACUUGGAAGCAUUGCAGACCGAACCAUCCAGGAAGCUGACACUAAUGGAGACAUGUGUAUCUCUUUCAGCGAGUUCACCAAGGUAUUGGAAAAAGUGGAUGUCGAACAGAAGAUGAGCAUCCGCUUCCUUCACUGAAAACCAAACGUGUUCUGAACUCUAAUUGGAGACCAUCAGUGUCAAUAGAAUUAGAAAUAUUGACAUUCUGAUUCUUCUAUCUGUGGGCUGAUUCAUCCUUUAUAAACAUGAUCAUGUUGUCAUGGUUACGUUUGUUCCAAUCAUCUAUCACUCUUGAGUUGCUGUUGCAGUGCCUUCACUAUUUUCAAAAGUCACAGCAGCUUUUAUCUUGUAAAAUUAUAUUUAUUCCAGCUGUGAAAGCAGCUGAUUAAAAUCUUUCAAAUGGCGAAGCUGUCACUUAUAUUGGCACUGAGGGAUGCUUGUUGUCAUGCCUAUUUCGUCACCAUCUUAAAGGCCAAAUCUUCAGAGAAACUUUCCUUCUCACCCAUGAAAAUAAUAUUUCGCUUCACAAAAAUACCUCAUUUUAAGGGUGGACAAGGGUGUUUUCAUUUGCAUCAUUUAUAAUGAUCUUAAGUCAACACAUAAGAGGGAGUGAAAUGGCUGAAUGCCUCUUUGAGUGGCGUUUUCUCUUUAAAUGCCUAAUAAACAGAAGAGAAGCAGUUCAGUUGAGCAUUUAUAGUGAGUUAUUCUACAUUCCCAUUUCAUUUUUAAAUUACACAUGCAUAGUCAAGUCUCAGAUUAAAUUUUUAAAGGUGAAGCGUUGUAAUUUUCUGUGGCUGCGGUACAAAACGAAACGAUCUGUUUAAGCAUCCAAAUUUGACAUGACAACAUUACUCAGUGCUAACCCUGAGUAUUAAACCGUACGGGAUGUGAUGCACACCAAAGUUUGUGGAAUGAAAUUGUGCACUGUUCAUCUCCUGUAUCUUAAAAUAGUUUGCCUGGCAGACGAUAACAUUUGAAAAAAUCUGUUAGACCUUGCAUUUGAAGGAUAGACUCAAGAUAUAUAGAGGGACCAGAAUAUAAUAGCUUGUGCUGCAUGCACUCCUUUAAUUUCGACUGGUAAACAAGCAUAUAGAAGCCCAUGAAGGUAAUUGCAUCCUUUUUAUCUCGCAAUUCAGACCUUUUUCUCAGAAUUGUGAGGUACCAACUCAUAAUUACUAGAUAUAAAGUCAGAAUUGUGAGAUUCCAAUUCUGAGGGGGAACAGCUGUUUUCUUACAAUUGUUGCAAUUCUGACUUUAUUUCUCAAAAUUGAGUUUAUAUUGCAAUUCUGAGGGGGGGGGGUCAGAAUUGUGAGAGAAAAAGUCGCAAUUACCUUUUUAUUCAGUGGCAGAAACAGGCUUCCGUAUAGAAAGCUUAGCAAUAUGACAAAGUCACUUUGAUCCCUUCAGCAACACUACAAUAUUUUGAACGGCCAAAUACAACUCGCCUCCUUCAAAAAAUGUAAAAAUCUUUGCAUUUCUGUUUAGUGGUGCAGAAAUUACUCCCUUCGCCUUUUCAGUUCUCAUUCGUUCGGUCCAGUCAAUUUCGAAAUUGAUUUAGUGUUGGGUGUGAUUUGUGCUGUAUGACGUAUGUUCUCAGAGUUGUCAUGCAUCAUUAUUUAUAAGUAGGGUACUUGAAGCUAAACGUCACUCAAUUAUUUGUCUGUUGAUUGAACACUUAAGUUGAUCAGGGUGGCAGCAACAGUCUGUUGCAUUUUAAUGCUUUUUGUCUUCGCUUUAUAGAUAUAUGAACAAAAUCAAAGUUAUGUCCCCGUGUCCUUGACAGAUGUAAACACUGAUUGUUCAAUUAUCAACGUUACAAUUACAUCCAUGUAUCAUUCACAGAUACUUGAAAUUCUUCAGUGCUUCUUGCAGAUUCUUGCUUUUAUGUACAGAUUUCUUUAAUACGUUUGACUUGGAGAUGUAGUGUGAAAGGUUUUCACAGCCUUUUCGGAGAACAAAAAAUAAACUCAUUCAAUGUGGUGUAAUAAUCAUGAAAUACACUUGAGAUGUGAUUUAGUCAUGUAUGGUUUUGAUUCCAAUAAAAUCAAGUGCCAUGA